Messenger RNA from Eruca vesicaria subsp. sativa (arugula), 1768 nucleotides. The record is from the annotation of a GenBank genome assembly. NCBI's taxonomy places the organism in Eukaryota, Viridiplantae, Streptophyta, Magnoliopsida, Brassicales, Brassicaceae.
CUCAUUCAAACACAAACACACACUCUCUCUCUCUCUAAAGCCACAUGCAACUGUGAUUAACUGAAUUAUCCAUUAAUUCCCUCAGACAGAAGAAAAAAAAAAAGAUUAUUCUUUUCCGGCAAGAGAUGCGAAAAAGAAUCAAACCUUCAUCGUAAUCAGAUCGUUCUUGGCUUAUGAAUCAAAUCUUUAAGACAAGAACGUAAUAAAAAAUAAAAAGAGAGGAUGACGACGAUCUCAGUUUUGAAUCCUGAUCACAUAAACUCCGAGCUCUCCAAACCAACGUCGAUCUUCGGCCUCAAGCUUUGGGUCGUCAUCGGAAUCUUACUAGGAUCUCUCAUAGUCAUCGCCCUCUUCUUCCUCUCCCUCUGCCUCACCUCUCGCCGUCGCAACCGCAAACCCCGUCACGUCGAUUUCGCCUCCGCCGCCGUCGCAACGCCGCCGGUCUCCAAAGAGAUUCAGGAGAUCGUCCGUCCUCCUCAGGCGCAGGACCAUUACCACCACCCGACGCAGCCUGAGAUCCAAGUCGAUAUCGGGAAGGUGGAGCACCGUGUUGUGUUCUCGGAUCGAGUCUCGAGCGGUGAAAGCAGAGGAACGGUUAGUGCAAGUGAAACGGCGUCGUAUUCAGGGAGUGGUUGUGUGGGGCCGGAGGUGUCGCAUCUCGGUUGGGGGAGGUGGUAUACUCUGAGAGAGUUGGAAGCUGCGACGAAUGGUUUGUGUGAAGAGAAUGUGAUCGGAGAAGGAGGUUAUGGGAUUGUGUAUCGUGGGAUUUUAAGUGAUGGAACUAAAGUCGCUGUCAAGAAUCUGCUUAAUAACAGGGGUCAAGCGGAGAAGGAGUUUAGAGUGGAAGUAGAAGCGAUUGGGCGUGUACGGCAUAAGAACCUAGUUAGGCUUUUAGGGUACUGCGUUGAAGGUGCAUACAGGAUGUUAGUGUAUGACUAUGUUGAUAAUGGUAACUUAGAGCAGUGGAUUCAUGGUGAUGUUGGUGACAAAAGUCCUCUGACUUGGGAUAUUCGUACCAACAUAAUACUCGGCAUGGCAAAAGGAUUGGCGUAUCUGCACGAGGGUCUUGAACCGAAAGUGGUUCAUAGGGAUAUUAAAUCAAGUAAUAUCUUACUUGAUCGUCAAUGGAAUGCUAAGGUAUCAGAUUUUGGACUCGCUAAGUUGCUGUUUUCCGAGAGUAGUUACGUGACAACCCGUGUCAUGGGAACUUUCGGUUAUGUCGCACCAGAAUAUGCUUGCACGGGACAGCUGAACGAGAAAAGUGAUAUCUAUAGUUUCGGGAUAUUGAUUAUGGAGUUGAUCACUGGAAGAAACCCGGUUGAUUAUAGUCGACCUCAAGGAGAGGUGAAUUUGGUUGAGUGGCUGAAAACUAUGGUUGGAAACAGAAGGUCAGAGGAAGUAAUCGACCCAAAAAUAGUUGAACCGCCAUCAUCAAAGGCUCUUAAACGCUUGUUGCUAGUUGCAUUGCGUUGUGUUGACCCUGAUGCUAAUAAGAGACCUAAGAUGGGUCAUAUUAUACACAUGCUUGAAUCUGAAGACUUGUUUUAUCGCGACCAGGAGCGUCGUGCAGUGAGGGAGAAUGAAAGCCGCGAUCAUAACCAGAUACAGGCUGCGAUUUCAGCAGCCUGAGACCAGCGGAAGUGACAAUUCAAGAGACCGUAGAUAAAAAAGAUGUUCCGGCCACUAAUUUUUCAGUUUUUUUUUCUUUUGUUUUUUUUUUUUUUGGUUUAAUCAAUUUUUAAUUGUUUAUGUGUGACAAAAAUAUUAU